This is a messenger RNA of Styela clava, 2574 nucleotides long. RefSeq lists its product as uncharacterized. Gene Ontology annotation, biological process: regulation of DNA-templated transcription. NCBI's taxonomy places the organism in Eukaryota, Metazoa, Chordata, Ascidiacea, Stolidobranchia, Styelidae. Gene Ontology annotation, molecular function: DNA-binding transcription factor activity; DNA binding. The record is from RefSeq and is a predicted model, not a curated record. Gene Ontology annotation, cellular component: CCAAT-binding factor complex.
AGUCGCUGAUAGGGGAUUUUUUAUGAUACUUACAGAUAAAAGAUAGCAAUCUCAUAUAAAUCAGUAUCAAUAUAUUACCAGAAAAAAAUAAUACUGAAAUCUAGCGGAUACGGCGAAACGCACUGAUGAUCAUAAACCCGCAAACCCUGUUUAUGACUCGAGGCCGAUGCUAAUCACGUGAUCACCAUACCGCCAUUUUAUUGGAUAUACAAAGAAGAAUCGUGAGUGGUUGAGAGACUGAGAAGACAUUUUCUAUUCGUCGUGAAUUUGUCAGCUGGAUCCAAUCAGAAGCAUUUGGGAAUCUAAAAUAUCUGAAAUCGUGCAAUAAUGAUGGAUGGUCGGGAUCAAAUAACUGGACUACAAGCUCAUUUACUACAAGCAAGUGGAAAUGGUAGUCAAAUGCUUCAGAUAAAUGGUCAGAAUGUCCAAAUCGUUACUAUGAAUGUAAAUUCAUUACUUGGACAACAACAACAACAGCAGCAACAACAACCUCUGGUUUUGCAAGCUGGAGUUGGAGGAGAUGAAACAAUACAACAAGCACCUGCUAAUGUACUGAAUGCAGGUGCAGGAAAUGUGUUUCAACUUGUGCAAGGUCCUGGUGGAAGUCUACAAUUGCAACCCACUGGUGGAAAUGGACAAGUCGUUGUACAGACACAACAGGAAACUGCACCAAGUCAACCGACAGCAUCUCAAUUGUUAAUGCAAAGUGCAGCUGCUGAAACUUCCAAUAUAUCGGCGCAAACAUUACAGCUGGGAGGAGGACUCCAGUCUGGUGGUUCUGUAAUAUUGCAAACUGUUAAUAACAAUGCAACAAUUCCCAAUGUUCCUGGUUUGAAUCUAUCGUCUGCAAAUGUUAAUGUUGGUGCUCUACAGAAUGCUGGUGUUAUUAUGAUGAUACCAACUGGUACUGGUGGGUUUCAGCGAUUACAGUUGGGUAACAUGGGAGGUGCAGAACAAUCAGAGGAAGAACCUUUAUAUGUAAAUGCAAAACAAUAUCAUAGGAUACUGAAAAGAAGACAAGCCAGGGCAAAACUUGAAGCUGCCGGGAGAUUACCAAAAGAAAGAAAGAAAUAUUUGCACGAGUCUAGACAUAAACAUGCAAUGAAUAGGAAUCGGGGUGAUGGAGGGAGAUUCAAUUCGGGUCUGGGAAAAGAAGACUCACUACCAGAGAUUGCACAACACUAUCGAAGAAGUGAUUACAAGUACAGACCUCAAACUGGAACAUCUAUUAUGAAUCAACAACGUAUAUCGAUUGCACCCACGGUAGCAGAUAGUGGAAAUCUGGGAGGAAUUGUCACAAACUCUAACAAUCAGAAUAUUUUGGUUUCAUCAAACCAAAUGUUUGUUUCUCCAGAUCAGCUAAGCACUAUUAUGAGUGCACAAGACACUGAUGAAGAUGUUUUGGGGAGGCUUAUUGGUCAAGCAAAUAAUGGCAAUGCUAUCCAUAACUUAGCCAUCUCACAACCAUUAGAACUUCAAACUGGCCAACAUCAACAGAUUGGCAGCCAAUCAAAUUUUGUUUUGAGUUCUUCCACAUCGAUCGGAACUGUGUCAGCCUCCACUAAUAUUAUGUCUGAUUCGUCAAAAUCACAAGCAUCUAAUCUGUUAUUUAAUCUAGCUAAUAUUUCAAAGAGUUGAAUUUCAAUAGUCAGGGGUUGCCAAAACCGAAUAUAUCACUGUUUCUGAUAUAUUUUGAGAAUAUAUUUUUAAAUAUGAAAUAUCGAAUACAUUCUAAAUUAGGGACAAGUGAAAAAUUUAUAAUGAAUAUAUCUCCAUGUUGAUCAUAUCUAAAACAACAUGAAAAAAAAAGUCAUUGUUUUCUCUGUACUGUUUGUUACCAGUUGAGAUAUCGAACGUUUUGAUCUGCUUGUCCGGUGGCUCCAAAACCCUAACUUUUGAACAAAAAUAUGCUAAACUAUUCCUAAGUUUGAAAAUUUACCAUAUCAAAUAUAAUGUAUUCGAACAUUCGCGUUGUUUUGAACAUCCCUGGUUGUUGUUGUCAGUUUUAAGUUUUAACCAUGUUAGUCUUACUAUCUUCUGCACAGGAUACACUGUUAAAACUUGUAUAAUUUUCAAAAAUUUGUGCUGCCCUAUUUUUUUAUCUAGUUGAUAGCGUCUUGAAAAAAUCGUUUCACAAAAAAUAGUUGGUAGAUUGUUGCCUCUCUUAACCAUGUUUAAUUUUGAAUAGUAUUGGAAUUGGUUGAAACUAUACUGAUAUUUACAAAACGCUAAUCUUAUCAGAGGAGCUUCCAUAAUUUGAAUAAUUUGUUUCCAUAAGUACAAGAUUUUAUUGAGGUUUACGAAUGUAAUGUAUUAUUAUGCCGCCAUAGAAAUUUUUUGCUAUGAAAAUGCCAAAUUAGUGUUGAUUUUCUAUCUUGUAUCUGCUUUCAAUCAUACUCUGGGUGAUUCUAGUAUAUAAAUACUUUCAUUGCUUGCUUCUUGGUGCCCAUAAGCAAUCAGCCUCUCAGCUUCCUUCUCUUUUUCAAAAUCUGUUUCAUUGUUAUAUGUUGUCGUAGAUUUUUUAACUUGUGUUAUUGUGACAUCUUCUGAAAUAAAUAUUUUGAGAUAAAUGUG